Messenger RNA from Meloidogyne enterolobii, 1842 nucleotides. Lineage: Eukaryota; Metazoa; Nematoda; Chromadorea; Rhabditida; Meloidogynidae. The record is from the annotation of a GenBank genome assembly.
AUGGUAUCAAAAAAUAUAUCAAAUUUGUACUUCAGUAAAAGUUGGUCCCUUGUGAGAAAAAACUUUUUUUUUGUUCAGAUUGGCCGUGCAGUAGGAGGAUUUGAUAUGAAUGUAAGAGAAGCUUGGUUGAUGGGUUAUGCUGGCAGAAAUGUCUCAAUUUCAAUUCUGGACGAUGGCAUUCAAAGAGAUCAUCCAGAUUUGGUCCAAAAUUAUGACCCGUAUGCGAGUACUGAUAUAAAUGACCAUGAUGCGGAUCCAACACCUCAAAACAAUGGAGAUAAUAAGCACGGAACUCGUUGUGCAGGAGAAGUUGCAGCAAUUGCUGGGAAUGAUGUUUGUGGAGUUGGUGUUGCCUUUCUAUCAAAAAUUGGGGGUGUUAGAAUGCUUGAUGGCCCUGUUAGUGAUAGUGUAGAGGCUGCUUCUUUAAAUUUAAAUCAACAACAUAUCGAUAUUUAUUCGGCAAGUUGGGGGCCAGAAGAUGAUGGAAAGACAUUUGAUGGGCCUGGAAAUUUGGCACAGGAAGCGUUUUAUAGAGGUAUUAAACAAGGACGUGGAGGUAAAGGAAAUAUUUUUGUUUGGGCAAGUGGAAAUGGCGGUUCACGACAAGACAGUUGUUCAGCAGAUGGUUAUACUACUUCAAUUUAUACUUUAAGUAUAAGCUCUGCAACUUUUGACAAUCACAAGCCUUGGUAUUUGGAAGAAUGCCCGUCCUCUAUUGCUACAACAUAUUCGUCUGCUAAUAUAAAUCAGCCGGCUAUUGUAACAGUAGAUGUUCCAAUUGGAUGUACCAAAAUGCAUACUGGGACAAGUGCUAGUGCCCCCUUAGCAGCUGGAAUUAUUGCGUUGGCAUUGGAAGCAAAUCCAUCACUUACCUGGCGUGAUAUGCAACAUAUAGUUUUGAGGACAGCAAAUCCAAAUCCUUUACUAAAUAAUCCUGGUUGGGCAAUUAAUGGCGUUGGAAGGCGUAUUAGCAAUAAAUUUGGUUAUGGAUUAAUGGAUGCUGGUGCUUUAGUUAAAUUGGCAAGAGUUUGGCAAACUGUACCUGAACAGCAUAUGUGCACUUAUGAAUAUAUUUUGGAUGCACCAAGACCUCGCCCAAUUACUGGCCGUUUUGCAAUGAAUUUUUCCUUGGAAGUCACAGGAUGUCUUCAAGGCUUACCUGUACUCUAUAUUGAACAUAUCCAAGUUAUAACAACUAUACGUUUUGGUAAAAGAGGAGAUUUAAAAUUAACUUUGUUUUCUCCAAUGGGAACACGUUCAGUUUUGUUACCUCCGAGGCCACAGGAUUACAAUCAAAAUGGUUUCCAUAAAUGGCCUUUCCUAACAGUUCAAAUGUGGGGAGAAGAUCCUAGAGGAAUUUGGACAUUGUUGGUUGAAUCUAUUUCUACUAAUAUGAAUAUUGGAGGAAUAUUCAGUGAUUGGACAAUGCUUUUAUAUGGAACAGAAGAGCCAGCCCAACCAAGUGAUCAACGUUAUGGUCCAUAUGUUCCACAACAAUUUCAUCGUCCUUCUUCUGGUGGUAUUGGACAACCUUCUCAGGUAGGCACAAAUAAUCGGCGUGUAAAUGGAGGUGGUGGUGGUGGAAAUUUUAAUAAAAAUAUUGGAGGGGGAAGUGGUGGUGGUUGGCCCGGUUGGUUUACAGGCUCACCUACAGCUAAUAGACCAUUACAACACCAACAUAUAAAUAAUAAUAUACCUCCACCACAAUUAAAAAAGAAUUUUAAUAAUAAUAAUAAUGGAGGUGGAGUCUCCUCUCCUCAAUUCUCGUCGAAUAAUAAUAAUAAUAUAUUUGGCAAUUUUAUUAGACAUUUGAGUAGAAUUGUGAAUUCGAGACGAGAUUAG